GAAAAAUGUUAGAUAUUAUUAUAAAAAUCUGGACUUUGGUUUUAAAUACGUCCUUCCAUAUAUUGGAAAGAGCAGAAACUAUUAAGGAAGCAGAUGAUGUUCAUCACACCAACUUUAAAAGUCUUCCUUUAGAGGACAAAUGCAGAUGGAGUAGGGACCAACAAAGCUGCAAGGCAGGAUGUGAAGAUGGAGAGCUGAUGGAAGAGGAGGGAGAGAUGGAUGACAACUGGUUCCCAUUCGCUGUUGUUACAGUGAAAGCUGAAGAUGAGGAAAUACCUCAGUUAUCAGAGCUUCAUCACAUUAAAACUGAAGACCAUAUAGAGCCAGAUGCGGCAGCCAGGAGCUCAGCUGCACAGAUGAAUUCGAAACUGCAUUCAGAUGGGGACCAGCAGCUGUUGGCGAUUAACAGAGCGGCUCCCAGUUUGCUCCAAGUCUCCAGUUCUGACCAGGUGAACUCAGAGCUCAUCAGGAUAAAGAAAGAGGAGGAAGAGCUGUGGAUUGUAGAUGAGGAAAAACCUAAUUUAUCAGGGCUUCAUCGAAUUAAACCUGAAGACAAAAGAGAGACAGAAGCUCCACCCAUCAGCUCAGCUGAACAGAUGGAAACAGAACCUGGUAGUGAGGACAGUGAAGGACCAGAACCGAACGAUACUGAUUUGAAAUUACUCACAAUAACUCAGACAGAAGGAGAACAUAGCUCCCAUCUUUGUGAUGGAUUUAAUGAGAAGGGUUCUCUUCAGACACAAGAGACACUUCAAACUCAAAAAAGAAUAUACGCCUGUGACAUUUGUGGAAAGAGAUUUCAAAGACGUGAAACUCUUAAGAACCACAUGAGGAUCCACCCCACAGAAAGACAGUUUAUCUGUAGCGUUUGCAGUAAAACGUUUUCAAGACAGGAUCAUCUGAAGAGUCAUAUGCGAGUUCACACGGGGGAGAAACCAUUCCUUUGCACUGUUUGCAGCAAAGGAUUUUCCCAACAAAUUCACCUCAAGAGUCACAUGCGAGUUCAUACGGGAGAAAAACCGUUUGUUUGUAGUUUUUGUGGGAAAGGGUUUUCCCGGCAGGAUCUUUUAAAGAGUCACAUACGCGUUCACACUGGGGAGAAACCGUUUGUCUGCAAUGUUUGCAGCAAAGGAUUCUCCCAACAAAACCACCUGAAAAACCACAUGGGUUUCCACACCGCGACAUUUAGCUGUAACGACUGCGGCAAACGCUUCGUAAAGGAGGACCAGUUGAAGCGACACGUGAGGCUUCAUACAGAGGGGAGGCCGUUCGGUUGCAAUGUUUGUAAAAGUAGGUUUUACAAAAGGUACCAUCUAGAAAAUCACAUGAGGAUCCAUUCAGGAGAGAAACCGUUUGUUUGUACUGUUUGCAGUAAAGCGUUUUCUCGAGAUGGGGAUCUUAAACGCCAUAUGGGUGCUCACUAGGGAGGGAACUAAGAAAUGUCUGGGGUUUUAAGAUUAGUCUCUAAUUGAACCCAUUUAGCUUCCUCAUAGGUUGAUACCUCUGGGCCUGAGGCGGUUUUCACUAUCAAAGUAUCCCAAAGUUUUUGAAAAUUGUUCUUUUAAGAUAUAACUUUAGAGAUUUUUUACUGAAUGCCUCAGAAAAUGGAGGUAGAGGAGUUAAUUCCUGGAUAUAGGAUUUUUGCUGCUCUCUUCCUCAAAUAUUAAGAAACACCAAGUAAUAUUGUGAGCUUUUUGAACCCUCAGUGUUUCUCUGUGAAGAUCGAAACAAAGCAGGGGAUCCUAUUCUGCAAAAUAUCUGAGUUAAUUUAAAAACGAAAUAAAAUAACAAUUUUUUCCAGCAGUAACACUUGACAGUUUUAUAACUGCAUCCAUUUUUCAUACAAUCUUUUCAAACAACCUGCUUUCUCUGUGUUUUUUUUUUGGUGUCAGUAACUCAAGAUAUCAUUAUAUUACUUAAAACAUAGUAUUUUGCUUUUCAUAUUAAAACGUAUUAGUUUAAAGACGGAUCAGUCAAUGAAGCAGCUUGCGCUACUUGGCAAUCCCUAAACACAUCUGUUAAAUUUAUCCUAAACCAAGACAGUUUGCCCUGCUGCUCUAGAGCUUUAAACACUGAUAUUUUGACAUCAACUGCCUCCAUUAUGAAUAGAUACUCUUGUUUUGGUGUAAACUUAGAUGAAAGUCAGAUGAUUCUAACCAUAACAUCAUAUUUCCUGUUAGUUCUCCACUGUGUAUUCAUUCAGAUAAAGUGCAGAAGUGGCUUCAGAUGUCAACACCUGCCUGGUCUUAUGUUUCAGGUAGACUCUGACCUGAUUGAACUCCAACGGAGCAGUGUUUAUUUAAUUUUUGUUAGGGACUUCCAUAAAGACAGACACAACCCAGCAAGAGCUCUGACUUUCGAGCUUUAUCUUCUCUGAAUGCAGGAAGUAAUUAGGUGCAAGGAUGG
Cyprinodon variegatus (sheepshead minnow) is the source of this 2406-nucleotide messenger RNA. Its product is annotated as gastrula zinc finger protein XlCGF57.1-like. The record is from RefSeq and is a predicted model, not a curated record. NCBI's taxonomy places the organism in Eukaryota, Metazoa, Chordata, Actinopteri, Cyprinodontiformes, Cyprinodontidae. The coding region runs from base 6 to 1424 and encodes 472 amino acids. The transcript is spliced from 4 exons.